Carassius auratus (goldfish) is the source of this 1561-nucleotide messenger RNA. Its product is annotated as elongation factor 1-alpha-like. Gene Ontology annotation, biological process: translational elongation. The record is from RefSeq and is a predicted model, not a curated record. Lineage: Eukaryota; Metazoa; Chordata; Actinopteri; Cypriniformes; Cyprinidae. Gene Ontology annotation, molecular function: GTPase activity; translation elongation factor activity; GTP binding. The coding region runs from base 13 to 1374 and encodes 453 amino acids. The transcript has 6 exons.
UAAAUUUACAAUAUGGGCAAGGAAAAGAUUCAUAUUAACAUCGUGGUUAUCGGUCACGUGGAUUCUGGCAAGUCCACCACCACCGGACAUCUCAUCUACAAAUGUGGAGGCAUCGAUAAGAGAACCAUCGAGAAGUUUGAGAAAGAAGCCGCUGAGAUGGGCAAGGGCUCCUUCAAGUAUGCCUGGGUGUUGGACAAACUGAAGGCUGAGCGUGAGCGUGGUAUCACCAUUGAUAUUUCCCUCUGGAAAUUUGAGACCAGCAAGUACUACGUCACCAUCAUUGAUGCCCCUGGGCACAGAGACUUCAUCAAGAACAUGAUCACUGGUACUUCUCAGGCUGACUGUGCCGUGCUGAUUGUGGCUGCUGGAGUUGGUGAGUUUGAGGCUGGUAUCUCUAAGAACGGACAGACCCGUGAACACGCCCUGCUUGCCUACACCCUGGGAGUCAAACAGCUUAUUGUUGGAGUCAACAAGAUGGACUCCACCGAGCCCCCUUACAGCCAGGCUCGUUUUGAGGAAAUCACCAAGGAAGUCAGUGCUUACAUCAAGAAGAUCGGCUACAACCCUGCCACUGUGGCCUUCGUCCCAAUUUCUGGAUGGCAUGGGGACAACAUGCUGGAGCCCAGCUCAAAUGUCAUGUUUACUUUUAGUUUUACUUUUUUAGUUUUUAACAAUAACAAUACAGCUUCCAACCUAAUGAGAAACCAUAGAUGUUAUGGCAUUUGUCACUCAAACAUCCUCUGUGUGUUUCUCUCAGGUAUUGGAACUGUGCCUGUUGGACGUGUUGAGACUGGAACUCUGAAGGCUGGUAUGGUUGUGACCUUUGCCCCUGCAAACGUGACCACUGAGGUCAAGUCUGUGGAGAUGCACCAUGAGUCUCUUGCUGAGGCUCUCCCCGGAGACAACGUUGGCUUCAACGUUAAGAACGUGUCUGUCAAGGACAUCCGCCGUGGAAACGUGGCUGGAGACAGCAAGAACGACCCCCCUAUGGAGGCUGCAAACUUCACAGCUCAGGUCAUCAUCCUGAACCACCCUGGUCAGAUCUCUCAGGGCUAUGCCCCAGUGCUGGACUGCCACACUGCUCACAUCGCCUGCAAGUUUGCUGAGCUCAAGGAGAAGAUUGAUCGUCGUUCUGGCAAGAAGCUUGAGGACAACCCCAAGGCUCUCAAAUCUGGAGAUGCUGCCAUUAUUCUUAUGGUCCCUGGCAAGCCCAUGUGUGUGGAGAGCUUCUCUCAGUACCCACCUCUGGGUCGUUUUGCUGUGCGUGACAUGAGGCAGACUGUUGCUGUUGGUGUCAUCAAGGCCGUUGAAAAGAAAGUCUCCACUGCUGGCAAGGUGACCAAGUCUGCUCAGAAGGCUGCCAAAACCAAAUGAAUCGUCUCGUCAGACACCCAGCAAUCCUCGCUGACAUCAUACUCUGCAAUGUCUCAGAUCCUGAGCACGGUGUUAAAGGACUGGCUUAUGUUGAUAAAAACCCACCGUAAAAGCUUCAGAAGGAAAGGAGUUGACCAUGUAUUUCUGAACACCUUGUUAUAAACAUAAACAAUGAUCAUUCAGUCUG